Messenger RNA from Exaiptasia diaphana, 996 nucleotides. Its product is annotated as trace amine-associated receptor 7e. Gene Ontology annotation, molecular function: G protein-coupled receptor activity. NCBI's taxonomy places the organism in Eukaryota, Metazoa, Cnidaria, Anthozoa, Actiniaria, Aiptasiidae. Gene Ontology annotation, cellular component: membrane. The record is from RefSeq and is a predicted model, not a curated record. Gene Ontology annotation, biological process: G protein-coupled receptor signaling pathway. The transcript has a single exon. The coding region runs from base 1 to 996 and encodes 331 amino acids.
AUGGCGAAUAACUCUUCUAGUGUCAUGAUUCCUACUACUACUAUACCCGAUGUUUGCUUUUUGUCCGUACCAGAGUUUGACCCUCAUAACAUGAACCGUCCAGAUUCAGUUCACCCGACUUGGACUUUUCUUGCUACUGUCAAUGGUCUUGCUGCCCUACCGACAAUCGUCGUUAACGCCCUUGUCAUAUGGGCUGUGGUUGGGAAUGAGAAUCUUCGAUCCUCUGCUUUCAACCUUGUACUUGCCUCUUUGGCAGUGACUGAUUUGUUGACAGGAUUGCUGGUCGAACCAAUGUAUUGUCUCUUUCUUGGAUGUCUUGUGAACACUUGUCUAAUACCUGACUGUACAUUCACUGCGUAUCUUUUGUCGGUGUAUGUUUGCGCUGGUAUGACAAUCGUCAGUUUUUCAAUCGCGAGUGUUGAGCGGUACUUAGCCAUAGAACACCCAAACUUUUAUCUCCAGAACAUUACAGGAAAAAAACUUGGUAUAACUACGGUAAUUUCCUGGAUAAUAACGGUGGGAUUUUUGUUCAGUAUUGGCUCUUUACUGAAUCAAAGCAAUCCUAAUUUAUCCAAAGUUCCAGCAGCUAUAGUCGCGGGUAUUCUAGGAGUGAUAACUUUGUUCUGCUCAACUAAAGUUCAAAUGACAGCUUAUCGUCAAAGUAGAACCAUCGCCCUGCAGCAAGAAUCAGUUCAACAACCCGAYGAACAGCAGCAACAAGAACAACGACUCCAGGAAUACAAGCGAGUGUUCACGAUGUCCAUGUUAGUGGUUUUGUCCAUUCUCUUUUAUUCUCCUUUCAUUAUAAUUACAGUGAUCGAUGCUCUGGACGGUAAAGAUGUGACGAGCGAUUUUGGGUACAUCUCCGCGCCUAUCUCUAUAACAUUUAUACAUCUCCAGUCUCUCAUCAACCCAAUCAUCAUGUCACUGCGUCUGUCCUACAUUCGCCAAGGUAUUAAGAACAAGGUUCAUAGCCUUGUACAAGGAACUGAUUAA